Melanotaenia boesemani (Boeseman's rainbowfish) is the source of this 2541-nucleotide messenger RNA. RefSeq names its product peptidase M20 domain-containing protein 2-like. Bases 405 to 1670 code for a protein of 421 amino acids. The record is from RefSeq and is a predicted model, not a curated record. The transcript has 7 exons. Lineage: Eukaryota; Metazoa; Chordata; Actinopteri; Atheriniformes; Melanotaeniidae. Gene Ontology annotation, molecular function: dipeptidase activity.
GUGGAGUAAAAUUAAAAAGUCAAAUAAAAUUGAGCAACUAAAUAAAUCUCUGUUUACAGGUUUUGGGCUGCUGAACAUGUGAAAAUUUGAAUGAUUGCAAUUCCGCUUAAUUCCGCAUCUUAACAAACUAAAAUGUGCAGAAACAGCUCAACCCUGUUAAGGCUGAGCAGCGGGUUUAGAAAAUACAUAUGUGACACAUUUUCUGCCAGAUUUCUAUGAGGGUUGCAACUGCAGCUGCUUCAGAGUUCAACUUUUAGCACUUCCGGUAAGAAGCCCCGCCCCCUUUACGUAGCGUAAACGCUAACAUUUCUGAGAGUCCGGAACGAUUUUAUUAGUAGACAGAACAGGACAAAUUAAAGUUUCAUUGUUUGACAGGACCAUGUAGGACAAGGUAACGGGUUAUUAUGAACUUGGACUCUGCAGACAGGAAGUUCGGUUGGAUGGAGAAACGACAGCAGAUGAAGGAAACCCUCCAACUGUUUAUAGAUUCACUUAAAGACGAGCUCUACAGUCUGAGUCAGGACAUUUGGAGCCAACCAGAGCUCGCCGGUAAUGAGACGCACGCGCACGACAGGCUGGUCCGCUUCUUCUCACAGCGGGACCAGAAUUGGACGGUCCAAAGUCACUACCAGCUACCGACCGCAUUCCGGGCCAGUUGGGGUCCUGUAGGUGGCUGGGGUGGGGAGGGGGAACCCGUCUUGAACGUGGGCUUCCUGUGCGAGUAUGACGCGCUGCCGGAUGUGGGGCACGCGUGCGGCCACAACCUGAUAGCGGAGGUGGGAGCGGCGGCCGCGGUGGGUCUGAAAGCUGCGUUAGAAAACCAGCUGGAACUUCCGGUCCCAGUGAAGAUAACAGUUCUGGGAACCCCUGCAGAGGAGGCCAUUGGGGGAAAGAUCAACCUGAUCCAGGCAGGAGCUUUCACUGAUGUUGAUCUCGUAUUCAUGGCUCAUCCAGCUCAGCAGGAUGCUUCAUUUCUCCCCACCGUCACCAUCGCUGAGGUGUCAGUAAAGUAUCAUGGGAAGGCAUCCCACGCCUCUGCAUAUCCCUGGGAGGGAUUGAACGCGCUGGAUGCUGCUGUGCUGGCCUAUAACAACCUCUCUCUGCUCAGACAGCAGCUCAAACCAGAGUGGAGGCUUCACGGCAUAAUCAAGCAUGGAGGGGUGAAGCCCAAUAUUAUCCCUGCCUACUCUGAGUUAGAGUUUUAUUUGCGUACUCCACUGCUGAAGGACCUUUGUGACUUGAAGGCCAGGGCCGAGGCUUGUUUCAGGGCAGCUGCUGUGGCCACUGGUUGCCAGGUGGAGAUUAUCUACCCAACCCCUACCUACUAUAACAUUCUGCCUAAUGCCACACUGGCAAACCUGUAUGAAAGUAAUGGAAAAGCUUUGGGGAUUGAGUUUCCAGAGCAGCCAGCCAGUUUCUCUGGCUCCACAGACUUUGGCAACGUAUCAUUCGUAGUGCCUGGAAUCCAUCCUUUCUUCCACAUUGGCACUGGUGCAUUAAACCACACAGAGGAAUACACAGAAGCAGCAGGAGCUGAAAAGGCCCAGUUGUACGCCCUGAGGACAGCCAAGGCUCUGGCUAUGACAGCUGUGGAUGUAGUGUGUUGCCCAGAUCUGCUUCUGCAAGUGAGAGAAGACUUCAACCGAGCCAGACUUAAACUGGAGGAGUGACUAGAAGGCAACAUUACAUUUCCAAUAAAUAAUGAAUACACUCACCCUAAAAUAUCCAAAGGAAGAAUUUGGCUGAGUUUGAAUUAAGGGAAAUAUAUUGAUAAUAAACAGUACCAAGAGUUGGUCAUACUAUUAUAAAAACAGAACUUAACCACUCUGGAUCACUGUCACUGCUCUCAUAGCAUCAUUUUCAGCCAAAUAACCUUUUGCAAAUAAAUCUAGUGGAGCAUUUAAGUGUUGAAGAGUUAAAUAUUUCCAUCAGGAGUUCUUGGAGAUCAAAAUCAGAGGUAAAGGAGAGAGGAUGGUGGAAUUAGAUUCACCAGGUGAACACAAAUAUGACUCCAAAUGAAUGCUGAUGUUGCUCCUUAACUACAAGAUGAGUGAAUGAUAUUCAGUAACUGAUCUUUUUUAUUAUGUAAUUGCCCCCCUUUGUGCAAUUUAAUUAAACUGAAGUAUAUAAAGGAUUUUUCAUUUUUUUAUAUUCUCUACUUGGUUUCACUUUGAUUUUUUUCAUGUUUGAGCAGUUGCAACACCACACCCACUCAUUUAGGUUUCACAGAUGCUUUCAACAGCUGCACAGUUCAAUUCGAUACUUCGACUUCCCACGUGUGGUCACGGUUGUGGUUAGGACAUCAAGCUAUGGGUAUCUUUAUGAUGCUUUACCCUUUGAUGAAGUGAUACCUUUGUUCAUGAUUUUUGUUGGAAGAUGGUGCAGAUUUUAAAUCAACACCAUGCCCUUUGGGGUCUUACUGAGAUCAAAACAAAGGCUUAAAAGAGGAGAGAUAUUCUCAACAUACAUGUAAGUCAGGAUUUUUUCCUCCCUUAGAGAAAUCUAAAAGAAAAAUAUGUACUUAAAAAAGACCUAAAUACU